GUGAUUAUCCGUGACGUCAUAUUUUCCACCAUAAGAUGAGAAAAUCCAACCACAACAAGAAACCAAACUAAUAAAUCGCUGAACAGGCUGACUUAUAGAAUAAAAUACUGCCAUAUUUGACUUCUAGAUAUAUUGUAGAAAAUUCAUAAUUGGAGAACAUAUCAUUUCAGUUCAGCCGUUUGGCUAGAAUGUCCCGUCAUGAGGGUGUAAGCUGUGAUUCCUGUUUGAAAAGUAAUUUCCGCGGGAAGCGAUACAAAUGUUUGAUAUGUUAUGACUAUGACUUGUGUGCAACAUGUUACGAGGCUGGAGCUACUACAACACGUCACACAACAGAUCAUCCUGUACAGUGUAUCAUCACUAGAUCAGAUUUCGAUAUAUUUUAUGGUGGUGAGGCUUUAACUGCUGAGCAGCCCCAGGCUUUUUCUUGUCCAUAUUGCUCCAAAAUGGGAUUUACAGAGGCUUUGUUACAAGAACAUGUGACCGCAGAACACGCUGAUACGUCAGUUGAAGUGGUUUGUCCAAUAUGUGCAUCAUUACCUGGUGGUGACCCUAAUCAUGUUACAGAUGACUUCGCUGCUCAUCUAACGUUAGAGCAUAGAGCACCUAGAGAAUUCGAGGAACCUACUGGUAUUCGUCAUGUGAGAAGAAUUCCACAUCCAGGUCGAGGUGUGAGUGGUGCACGUACACGCCGUGCAACAAAUAUGCACUUUUCGUCCGGUGGCACUACGUUAACUGGGUUGUCUCCCAGUGGACGGGAGGCAAUGGACCCUAUAGCAGAGUUAUUAUCCCAACUUUCGAGUGUUCGGAGCAGGGCUGCAGCGGCUCAGAGCGUCACAUCACAAUUACAACAGCUUGAAAUGCAACUACAGACAACCAGUGUUCCGUUGAUUUUCAGGCAACAGUUGGAGCGUACUCCACGGAGGCAGGCAGAAGCGGCCAAAACAGCAGCAGCUGCUGGGGUAACAGCUAACGCGGAGAGCCAGGGUGCUACAGGAGGUGGAAACAAUAACAACUCUAGUUCAAAUUCCUUGUAUCUACUUUCAAGAUGUACAGAGCCUGUGAUAGAUGAAAGUUCUACAGAAAUACAACAAGAACGAUCCAACCGUAGCUUGUUCGUUCAGGAGCUCUUACUGUCAACUCUAACGGAACACUUACAAAUCAAUGAUAAUACGUUAGAAAAUAUUGAUAAACUGACAGAAACAUUAGCGUUUACAUCAUUAUCAGAAGAAAGUGAAAAAGAAAAUGUUAAGAGUGAUUCCCCUGUCCCUUUGGAAGGGGCUGGGGCUGUUGCAAAAGAAAUUGCAGUGGUCACAACAAAAAAUACGACGGAAGCCCUUAGUCAAAGCAACGGGGGUGCGACGGGUGUUGGUAGUAAAACUAUAGGAACUAAGACCGUAGAUAAAGUUGGGACUAAACAAAAAGCCACAAGCAGUUUUACACCUCAUAACGGUAAGGGAGCAUCGGGGAGUCAGUCAAAUCGAGGGGUAAGACAGAGCUCUCUCCAUUACCAAAGCCAGGGGGAACGGGAACGCCACAGUCAAGCCUUGCACAGUAUGCGGCAAGGUGCGAUGAUGCAGAAUGCCGUAGAUUUGUCAAAUAAUUUAUCAUUAAAUGCUAGGGGAGGAUCUGGGUAUGAUACAGCGGACAACCCACAGCCAUUACCAGGGAGGCCUGGGUCUGCUGGGCGGGAUAGAGAUGGGCGUAUGAAUCCGCCUACUGCAAAGCGAAAUAUGGUGAAGCAUUUACCAGCUACAAAAGCAUCAGACCGGGAACCACCACCUCACUGAAAACAAACAUUAAAGAAAAAAUAGACACAGAUUUAUGAAAAAAUUAUGUAUAGUUGAAUUUGUUUUCCCUUUAACUGUAUUGUGGAUUUAUAUGAUUGAUUUAUUUAUUGACCUAUAGAAAUAACACUUGGGUGCAUAUUUAGAUUUUUGACUCUCUAUGAGUGAUAGGAUAUAUAUCAAGACUGUGCACUGACAUUGUUUUCAGCCAUGUGCUUUCAUUGCUUGCUCACUUUAUUUCAUUAAGGGUAGAGUGGAUUGUAGGUUACAAGGAUAGAGAAUAAAGUAAAUGAGCCGUGCCAUGGGAAAACCAACAUAGUGGGUAUGCGACCAGCAUGGAUCCAGACCAGCCUGCGCAUCCACGCAGUCUGGUCAGGAUCCAUGCUGUUCGCUAAUAGUUUCUCCAAUUCCAAUAGGCUUUAAAAGCGAACAGCAUGGAGCCUGACCAGACUGCGCGAAUGCGCAGGCUGGUCUGGAUCCAUGCUGGUCGCACACCCACUAUGUUGGUUUUCUCAUGGCACGGCUCAAAUAUUUGUCAAUGUGUUAGAAUAAGAAAAUUUAGACAAGACUCUGCAACUGAUAUUUUACAUCUACUGUAUAUAUGACACAGGUAGUAAGGAUUUAACUGAAAAUUUGCAUAAUUUUGGGUAUUAGAAUUAUCGAAAUUUGAUCCAAGUUUUAUUAAGAUCAGAACUUCAAAUCCAGAUAAUAAUAAUAAAUGAAAAGCUUUGCAUAAAUGAUUUGUUUAGGUAUUUUGCCACUGACAUUGAACAAACUUUUCAAAAUAGUUCAGAAGCUUCCUCUGCAGUCUAUACUUAGUUUAAAUGUCUUCACCCUGUUAGUCUUCUUGGCACGUUUUUAAUGUUAUUAUUUUUUUUUGCUUGUGCAAUUCAGGAGCAUGUGAUUUUAGUUAACAGCUAGACUUGGUUAAAACAUAUUGUUCCACACUUAUACAAAUGUUCAGAACUGAUAUGGAUACAUUUUGGUUUGGUAUUUGGUAUAAGUGUAAGGUAAAAUUUUGUUUUUGCUACAUUUUUUUGUAGCUUUUAGAGACUUUAAUUAUGCUAAAUUGAAUGAAUUAGUUACCAUGCAUAAAAAACAUCCCAUCUAGAUUUGCAGAUAUUCACAAUGACUUUUCUGUAUUUGCAGUUAGAGCUACAUUCAAAUUUAUAACACACAGGGACUUCAACUUUCACCCUGCUAUAUUUCUAAAAUGGACUGGACUAUCAUUCAAGUUGGGCAGUACCACUUAUUACUCGAGGGGGUGUUAAUUGAAAAUAUACUGACUGAAGAGCGAACAGUGCAGACCAUGAUCAACCUGCACAGUAUUUUGGUCUGCACUGGUCGCAGAAGCAAAGUCUCUUGCCGACAGUAGGCUGAAGGUUAAUCAGUAUUACCACUGCACAAACUAUGAUACAAGCUACUGAAGGAAAAGAAGCAUUUCUGUAUAUGAGCCAUGCCAUGAGAAAAACAACAUAGUGGGUUUGCAACCAGCAUGGAUCCAGACCAGCCUGCGCAUCUGCACAGUCUGGUCUGGAUCCAUGCUGUUCGCUUUCAAAGUCUAUUGCCAUUAGAGAAACCAUAAGCGAACAGCAUGGAUCCUGACCAGACUGCGCGGAUGCGCAGGCUGGUCUGGAUCCACGCUGGUCGCAAAGCCACUAUGUUGGUUUUCUCAUGGUGCGGCUCAUACAAAGUUGUGAACAAAAAAAGCCAAACUUACGCUGAAGAUUCCCUGUUCUGUGGUUGGUUAAAAGGUUUUCAGUAAAAAAAAAAUCACCCCUAACAUUGAUUUGUGGAUUUGAUUUUUUUAAAUAAAAACAAAAUUGAAAAUUGAAGGUUUACAUGUUUGAGCUAUAUAUUACAUUGGUUAUUUUUGUAACUACUGUUGAAUUCAUCUUUUCCAUUACCAGUUUUUUCUUGUUGAAUAUUCUUGAGAUACAAAAUAUUAACAUUAAUGUUGUACAUAAUUCUAAAAAAAACUAAUAGGAUUUAAAAAAAAAAAAAUAAGAUUUAAUUUCUGAAAUAUCUUCAUUCAUUUUAAAUUUUUUGGAAGAAAAAAAGGAUUUUCUUUGUAAAGUUCAGGUAUUUUUUGACACCAUGAAAUUUUGAAAUUUAAUUUUUCACUUUAUGAGAUAUUUGAAAAAUUCAAAAAUAUAUUGCUUCUACCUCUUCAGACAUAUGUAAUAAUGUACAGUCUGUAUCUAGAUCUUGCAAAAUAAAAUUGCAGUUCCAAGAAAAAAGCCCCAUUAUGGAUUUGGUGGAACAAAGCAGAGGUUUCAUUUGGGGCCAGAACGCGGGGAAAUCCCCCUGCUAUAGUGAUCUCUAAAGCCCUGGUUACUUUUCCUGUAGCUAUAAAAUUUUAAGUCGGUGAAACCCAAGACACCUUUCUAUUACACAUCUUCCACUUUCUACUUCAGUAAUUAAUGAAACCCUUGUUGAAACUUCUGUUUCCUAGGCUCUAAGUUUUAAAUUAAAUUCAUGAAUAGAAAUAUGGAUAAGGCUGUUAUGUAAGAGCAAGUUGUACUUUUUAUGGCUCAUCUUCAUUGUGAGGUUUGUCGUUGAUAAAUUGUGCACACUCAUUUAUAUUUCAAUGUUAAUGUUGUAACAAUUUUUACAUCAUUUCCUAUUCAUGAUUUGUAAUGCUGGUUAAACAUAUAAUGAAAAUGAUCAAGGUAAACAAAAGUGUUUCCUAACUUACGAAAAAUGGAAAUCACUUUUCACUGUUUUACAAGUUUUUAUAGAACCUUGUAUUUGUUAUUGAGCAAAAAAAAAAUGUCCGGAUUUAAUGAGUUAUUUGAAGAACCUGUCCAAAUACAUGAAUUAUUUAUCUGCUAGAAAGCCAUUAAACCAUACUUUAGCAUGUUGGAAUUACAAAUACAAAUAAAAUAUAGUAGGAAUAUGAAAGAUGCAAGUAUUUACAUUAUGUAAGGUCAUUGCAACAAUACCAUAAAUGUAUAUGGAGAAAACUUUGUGACAAAUUUUAAGAUUAGGUAUCUCAUUUAUAUGUAAUAAAAGAAUUUAAGAUAUCUCGUGUACCGGUAAUAGAUAUUUGAAUAUAUUUAUUGCUCCAACCCAUCAUAUUUCUUGUCAUCGUAAAUUUAUGUUAAGGUAGUGGACAGGUAAUGACAUUUCCCAAUGAUUACAUUUGCUUUUUAAGCAGUUAAGCAUUUUUCAAAUGUAAAUGUUAUUCAAUGCACCUGUGGCAUUCCAUAAAACCAAAGUAUGCAAAAAUUUCAAACGGAGAAUAUGUUAUAUGCAAAUUGUCAUUAUAUGUCUGCUGCCUUAAUCAGUUAGACAGAGGAUAGCCUGAUGCUGUAUGUGCUAGUUUAUUUGUUUCAUUUUUUCUGCCAAAAUGUGUAUGAAAUUAUAUAGUACUUCCAUCUAAUUUUGAGUAAUUUCCUCUUGCUUAAGUGUUGAUGUUUAGUUUGCUAAGAUCAUUGUCAGCUAUACUCCUUGCUAUGCUUACAUGUUUUAAUAUGAGCCGCACCAUGAGAAAACCAACAUAGUUGUGACCAGCAUGGAUCCAGACCAGCUUGCGCCUCCGCGCAGUCUGGUCAGAAUCCAUGCUGUUUGCUUUUAAAGCCUAUUGCAAUUAGAGAAACAGUUAGUGAACAGCAGGGAUCCAGACCAGACUGCGCUGAUGCGCAGGCUGGUCUGGAUCCAUGCUGGUUGCAAAUGCACUAUGUUGGUUUUCUCGUGGCGUGGCUCAUAUAUUGGUUAGCUAUUACCAUGGUAACAGCGAAUUUUACUGGCAUUUUCACGUACUUGAUACAGGAUUAUGGAAUUGAUAUCUUCCCUUUUCUUUCUGUUUCUUAAAGGUGAAGGAUAACAAAAGCUUCAGAUGUACCUGUUUAAUUUGUUCCAAUGCACGCUUAUAAAUAUGGCACAGUCAGUUGUUUUGUUUUUUUGAACAUUUAAAUUCUACUUACUUACAGAUUUUUCGGCCAUUGGAGUUGGUCAAUUUUUCUUAAAAAUGCUCCUAAUACAGUGAUGGAUAAAAUGAUAAAAAGAAGCAAAAUGCCUCCCUACUCGAUAUUCCAUUAUGUUUCUCAUUCAUAUAUACACAGUAUGUUAGAUACAAAUUGCAAAAGGUAAAAAUAUUACUAUAAGCUGUACACUGAUCACAGAUUGCUUCAGAUGAUGACAGGGAAAUUUAAGAAUAAAAAGCUAAAAUCAUUUCUUCUUUUUAUCUGCAGUUUAAGAAAGGUUUACUGGUACCUUUAAAGUUUUGGGCAGUUUAUAAAUUUCCUAAAGUUUCAUAAGUUACUUUACUUUCCAGAACAGUUGUAGCAGCAGUGUUUUCAUGGUGCACAUAUUAAUGAAAAUGAAAAUCAUGUGUUAUGAGAUCAUUGUUAUAUCUGUACUAUUUGAGCCGUGCCAUGAGAAAAUCAACAUAGUGGGUGUGCGACCAGCAUGGAUCCAGACCAGUCUGCGCAUCCGCGCAGUCUGGUCAGGAUCCAUGCUGUUCGCUAAUGGUUUCUCUAAUUGCAGUAGGCUUUAAAAGCGAACAGCAUGGAUCCUGACCAGACUGCGCGGAUGCGCAGGCUGGUCUGGAUCCAUGCUGGUCACAAACCCACUAUGUUGGUUUUCUCAUGGCACGGCUCAUUUGAUAUUUUGAGCGCUUAUUGGAAAACUGUUGUAAGUUUGAGUUAGACCGUUUUCUAUUCAGCCCUCAGUAUUACGUUAGAUAAUUGUGCUGUAUGCUGUACAAGUUGCUUUACACUAAUUCUCUUGAUUAAACUGCGUCUUGUGUAAUACAGUGUAAUAGGUAUGCGAGUCUUUCUCUGAGAAAUGUUACGAUUCUGUGCUAAUAUAAUGCAUAACAUUGCUUUGAUGCCAAACUGUUGUAUCUAUAUAUAGAUACAGACCUUGAUACAGUUGUGUUGUGUUGAGGUAAAAGUGUAUCAAAUACAGUAGUGUUGUACUUAACCAAAUGUGUUGUAUUCAGAUACAAUGUAGUGUUGCACUUUGGCGACUAUUCUAUCAGAAAAUGAAACUACUGUGCAAAGAGAACUGUAAAUUAAUUUGACCUAACACAUAUAUUUAUCAUGUUCUGUAAUAAACCAUUCUUGACGAAAAUAUAUGAAACAUUUUGUUUAAACAGAGAUGUGAUUCUUGGCUCUUAAUAGUUUAACUAUUAUUACAAAGUUCUUCAUUUGUAUAUGUUAUGAAUUCCUAGUUUUUAAUGAAUGUAUUCAGUUAUUAAAGGAUCAUCAAGAGGUUGAGGUUUGAAUUCUUGUGUGAGUUUCCAAAUUUUUUAUUACUUUGUGUACUUAAUUAGAAGUGUCUGCUAAAGAUUGAAAUAUGAAUGAAGUAGUUAAUUUCACAUGGAUUUAUGUCAAAACUAGAUUUAACAAGUGUUUAUGAAAAUGUCUACACAGUUCACACUGACCAAGAAAAACUUCUUUCUGAAAGAUAACAGCAAUUGAAAAUUCUGAAAAGGUUGGGGUCAUCAGAUGCGAAAAGAAAUAAGUGAGCAGUGAUGAUGUUAAUGCAGAUUUCAAAACUGUAUUAAAUAAGAUGUAUAGGAAUUCGUAUUCCAGAUAAAUUUCAGAACUGAAAUUUGAAGGACACACUAUCUAUUUGUUAGAAGCACCCAAGGUCAUCCAUUUAUAUAAAGUCUGUGACCCUAAAAAAUGCCAUGAAAACACAGAACUUUAUUAAUUUAAGUCUGAACCAUGAAUUGUCUCAAAUAUUGUUAAAGUUUAUGUUCUUAAUUUUUACAUCAUAGUCAUUGAUUGAAAUAAUUUUAUAUGUUAUAAGUGCACAAGUACCCAUACAAGUAUGAAAUCUCAACCUCAUUAAGAUAUCAUGCGUUACUUGUUCCAACCCCAGUAAUUAUAUCAACUUGAUGGCUGUAAUAAUUCUUACCAUAUGUACUGGAAUGAUUUCACACCAUUGUAUUGAAAUACAAUGACACUGUUACAAUGAUUUUUCAUGUCAUUGUAUUGAAAUACAGUGACACUGUAACUUAUCUAUUAAAUGGUUACAUAUUGCUUUUUAUAGUAUCACACAAUUUCUCAGAAACGGUUCUUGUUCAAAAGAACUGUAUAUUAUGUAUAUUUUAGUUGUUUUCUUUUUGUUAGAUAAGGAAAUGUGUGAUAUUCUGUAUAUGGCUCAUUAUCUCUUCAAGAGUUGUUCCCCUUACUCCAUGUUACACCCACUAGGAUACAUAUGUAUUCUGAACAUUACAACAAUUUCCUAUUCUAGCAAAUAACAUUCUAUGACUAAAUUCAUUUAUUAUAUAUAGAUAAGCUUGCCCUUUCUGUUUAUUUCGAUGUAAAUGAGAUGUGAAACCGAAAUUUGUAGUCCUGUUUGGCACCAUAUAACCUAUACUAUGUUGGUGCACCGUAAACCCAAAUAAAUAAAUAAAUAAAUAUUCUGCUGUCAAAAUAGUAAGGAAUUGACAGUUUUGAUGAGAUACAUGUAUUGAUUGUACCAGUAGUAAGAAUAAUUUACAUAUCUCACUAGUGUUUGUCACAGACACUAGGGUUAGGUGUUCAACGAAACAAACUAACAAACAUAUCCUACACUUCUGGUUGGUAUGUUAGUUGCUCAUGGAGAACAUGUUUCAAGUUCUGGUAAGAAAUCGACCAUUCUAGCCAGAUGAAAUACAGAUUUACAUAAAAAAUUAAGGACAUCUAUGCAUUCCAAAAUGGCAUAGAAUGAUCGAACAUAUGUUGUAUGGUUAACAGGAGGUAGAAUUUUUGAUGAGAUGUUUAGCCAUAUAAGAACCUUUACAAUUGAUAAUUUGACAAACAUUUGCACAGAGCAUUUGCCUUUGCGAAACAUUUUAAUCAUAGACAUGUCACGAUCAUUAGGGUAUCUAUAUAUUUUUAUUCAAGAUCAAUAUGAAUGUAAUAUAAAUCUGUUUUUCAUGCCAUAUAAGAGUCCCUGAAGUUCUUGAAAGCACUGCAGUUCACAUUGAUGCACUGUAUAUACUAUCCUACAUGGUAGUUUAAAACAAAACUGUUUUGUAUGGUAGAAGCUUGCAAUUCUUGAUAUUAACUGAGUUGAUUUCAGUAAAUAGGCGUUUCUUUACUAUCACAAAAUGAUCUGCAUUGUAAUGUUGUGACAAACGAUUGAAAAUUUCACUAAAUACUUCGGCUAAAAGUUGUUUAUCAAAAGGAAAAAUGAGAGAAUGACUGGAUAGUUUAGCAAUGUCUUAAAUAGUGGUGAAAUUGACAAUACUCAUUAUCAAGGUAAUUAAGUGAAUGACAAGCUUUAGAGAACAUGCUUGGUAAAUGUUUGUCAAAUUAUUAGAUCAUUGUGCUGUUAAUUUUUUUCUAUUCGGUCAAAAAGAGACUAUACUGAGAAAUAGUGAUGGUGUGUGUUACUGGCAAUGUUUAAUGCUAUUAAAUAAACCAAUAUAAUACUAAA
Messenger RNA from Mercenaria mercenaria, 9164 nucleotides. Its product is annotated as E3 ubiquitin-protein ligase KCMF1-like. Gene Ontology annotation, cellular component: plasma membrane. NCBI's taxonomy places the organism in Eukaryota, Metazoa, Mollusca, Bivalvia, Venerida, Veneridae. The record is from RefSeq and is a predicted model, not a curated record. Gene Ontology annotation, molecular function: zinc ion binding. The coding region runs from base 189 to 1787 and encodes 532 amino acids. Gene Ontology annotation, biological process: synaptic signaling. The transcript has 7 exons.